AUGAGGUCAUGUGACAGACUCACCCUUGAGACUGUCGGCGAAUCACGGGACCAGGGCACAAGCCCUGACAACCACAACUCGCUAAGCGACACCACCCCAGAUCCCAGAGCAACUUCGAUACGCCCAGCGACGACGACAACGACAACCAGCCCUUCAACGGAAUCGCCAGCGAAGGGUACCUCCAGCUUCGGAAAGCGCCACAACAAGACUCACACUCUUUGCCGGCGUUGUGGCCGCCGCUCCUUCCACGUCCAGAAGUCGACUUGUGCCAACUGCGGUUACCCUGCCGCUAAGACUCGCAAGUUCAACUGGAGCGAGAAGGCCAAGCGCAGAAAGACCACCGGCUCCGGCAGAAUGCGUCACCUCAAGGAGGUCCACCGCCGCUUCCACAACGGCUUCCAGGUCGGCACCCCCAAGGGCGCUCGUGGUCCCGAGAACCACUAG
Aspergillus luchuensis is the source of this 444-nucleotide messenger RNA. RefSeq names its product 60S ribosomal eL37 domain-containing protein (gene RPL37A). Gene Ontology annotation, molecular function: RNA binding; structural constituent of ribosome. Lineage: Eukaryota; Fungi; Ascomycota; Eurotiomycetes; Eurotiales; Aspergillaceae. Gene Ontology annotation, cellular component: ribosome; cytosolic large ribosomal subunit. Gene Ontology annotation, biological process: translation. The transcript is spliced from 4 exons. The record is from RefSeq and is a predicted model, not a curated record. Bases 1 to 444 code for a protein of 147 amino acids.